AUGAAAGCCGAAGACCAUUGUUUCAUAUGCAAUCAGAUAAAAUGUAUUGGAAAACGAGUCGAAUAUGUACCAUCAAACAAGAAGCCAGCUGCAAAAACUCUGAAGGGAGGAAUUCAAGCGAAAAAAGGGAAAAAGAAGGGCGUAAAGAAAAUAGGUAGGAGUACGAAGAAAGCUGGGAAGGUUAAGAAGAAGAAAAAGGAAAAGUAG
Molecule: messenger RNA, 207 nt
Organism: Heterobilharzia americana
Lineage: Eukaryota; Metazoa; Platyhelminthes; Trematoda; Strigeidida; Schistosomatidae
Source: the annotation of a GenBank genome assembly